This is a messenger RNA of Durio zibethinus, 1011 nucleotides long. Its product is annotated as peroxidase 31-like. Gene Ontology annotation, molecular function: heme binding; peroxidase activity. The record is from RefSeq and is a predicted model, not a curated record. NCBI's taxonomy places the organism in Eukaryota, Viridiplantae, Streptophyta, Magnoliopsida, Malvales, Malvaceae. Gene Ontology annotation, biological process: response to oxidative stress; hydrogen peroxide catabolic process.
UCUCUCGUUCUUCACUCUUCCUCAAAGCUCGAAAUGGCGCCGUCAACACUACCACCAUCUCCGCCGACGCUGAUGGUUGUUCUCUUGUUGCUCUCCUCCACCGCAUUGCUUUCUGAGUCAAGGUUAAGCUUAGAUUACUACUCCAAAACCUGUCCAAGUUUCAACAAAAUCAUGCAAGAAACCAUAACCAACAAGCAAAUCACCAGUCCCACAACAGCCGCAGGAACCAUCCGUCUUUUGUUCCAUGACUGUCUCCCCAAUGGAUGUGACGGUUCCAUUCUCAUCUCCUCCACUGCAUUCAACAAAGCUGAACGUGACGCCGACAUCAACCUGUCUCUCCCUGGAGAUCCCUUUGACCUCAUUGUGCGUGCCAAGACAGCCCUGGAACUCUCCUGUCCUAACACCGUCUCUUGCGCUGACAUCCUCGCUGUAGCCGCCCGUGACCUUGUGACUAUGCUCGGUGGCCCUUACUAUAAUGUCUACCUGGGCCGUAAAGAUUCAAGAUUUUCUCAAGCUUCUUCAAUAGAAGGGAAACUGCCUAAACCCAACAUGGAUAUGUCACAAAUUAUCAAUCUUUUUGCAGCAAGUGGCUUCAGUAUUCAAGAAAUGGUGGCAUUAAGUGGAGCACACACAAUUGGGUUUUCUCAUUGCAAAGAGUUUAGCUCAAAUAUUGGCAAUGAUACCCAUUACAAUCCAAGGUUUGCUCAAGCAUUGAAGCAAGCUUGUUCAGAUUAUCCAAAGAACCCGACUUUAUCAGUUUUUAAUGAUAUUAUGACUCCCAACAAGUUUGACAACUUGUAUUUUCAGAAUUUACCAAAGGGUUUGGGGCUUUUGGAAUCAGAUCAUGGAUUGUAUAAUGAUCCUAGAACAAAGCCUUUUGUGGAAUUGUAUGCAAAGGAUCAGAACAAGUUCUUUCAAGAUUUUGCUAGAGCCAUGCAGAAGCUUAGUGUUUAUGGGAUCAAGACUGGGAGGAGAGGAGAGAUUAGGCGCAGGUGUGAUGCUGUUAACUGA